Messenger RNA from Neurospora tetraspora, 270 nucleotides. RefSeq lists its product as uncharacterized. Gene Ontology annotation, molecular function: carbohydrate:proton symporter activity. Gene Ontology annotation, biological process: carbohydrate transport; transmembrane transport. The transcript has a single exon. Gene Ontology annotation, cellular component: membrane. The annotation marks the transcript as partial. Lineage: Eukaryota; Fungi; Ascomycota; Sordariomycetes; Sordariales; Sordariaceae. The record is from RefSeq and is a predicted model, not a curated record.
UACGCUUUAGGCUGGGGUUCUCUCGCCUAUACCUACCUCUCAGGACUCUUCCCUUACCACCAACGCUCCCAAGGGAUCGCAGUAGAGCAACUGACCGGCCGUAUCGCCCUGUUCAUCAAUGCCUAUAUCAACCCGAUUGCUCUCGACAAGAUCGGAUGGAAAUACUAUCUGGUGUACUGCGUCUGGAUUGCGGUUGAGGUACUCACCGUGUACUUCCUGUUUCCGGAGACGCAGGACCGCACCCUAGAGGAAUUGGCGUUUAUGUGGGAG